AUGGACCCCGAUGCCUUCGUGCAUUCGCUCUGCCGGCCGGUCCGCCGCUCGCUCGCUUCGCCCUCCCGGCGAGUUGAACGGAGGUACGAGGGCCUUUGGGGUGCGAUCGUGACCUUCCCCAAGCGCCAGCCCUUCGCCACCAACGUGAUCGUGGCCACAAUCAAGACCUCUGCCGCUGAUCUCAUCGUGCAAAAAGCUGAAGGCAGAGAGAGAAUAGACUGGCAGAGGAAUGGAGCCUUUACGGCCUUCGGGUUUGCCUACCUUGGCAUGAUUCAAUGGUUCAUUUACGUCACGCUGUUUUCUCGCCUUUGCCCCAAUGCGAUUCGCUUCGCAAAUCUUCCAUGGGCGGAGAAGCUGAAGUGCCGUGCGGGGCAGAUUGACCUCGUAAAGCAGACGGCUCUGGACAAUUUUGUCCACUACACCUUUGUCUACUUUCCAGUCUUCUACAUCAUCAAGGAGAGCAUCAACAGCCUUGGGGAGAAGCAGAAGCAGAGCGAAGAGCCGCUGGUGACCCGGGCCCUGCAGAAGUACUGGAGGAAUUGUGUCCAGGACAACUUGGCCAUGUGGUCUCUAUGGAUUCCCUUCGACCUCAUCAUCUAUGCUGUGCCCAUUUGGCUGCGGCUGCCCUUGAACCAUGGCAUCAGCUUGGCCUGGACCAUGAUCCUGGCGCGGGCACUCAGCUUUUUUCUCCGAACGCGACAGAAGAAGCGAAGGUUUAGUUCGGCGCAGUGUUGGGCCGGGGCGCUGUUUCUGACCCCGGUCCAACUGGUCGCUAUGGGCUCGGAGAUGAACGAUGAAGAGGCGGAAAUCCUGGAAAAGGCCCUCGUCGAUUUAGAGAUCUUUCAGAACUGCCCAAGGCAUCUGAUUCAUCAGAUCACCGAGAAGGCCACCAGCAAAAGAUACGAAGGCCAUGAAGAAGUGGUCUUCUCCGACCAGGUGCCGUUGCUGGUCGUCCUGUCGGGGGACUUGCGGAUUUGCAUCGGCUGCGCGCCGGACUCGGACGUGGGCCCCGGCAGCGUGCUGAACGUGUCCGGCAUGCUGGGCCUUCAUGAGCUCGCGGAGCCCUUCAAGCCUAAGGCUGGGAAGUCCGCAGAGAAUACCGAAGAGUGUGAUGAAGCCAUCUCUGUGGAUGUGAAGACGCUGUCCGGACCUCUGAAGGAUGAGGUGGUGAAUAUUUACAACUUGUGCCCGAUUUCUUGCGGAGUGGGGCUGAAGCAGACCAAUCUGUCUGGGUGGCUGCGAAUGGACAUCAAGCCCGCGGGCGCGGUAAAGGUGGCCAUGCUCACCUUGGACAACAUCGAAGAUGUCAUGCAAAAAGGGGACGCCCUGAAGCUCUUUCACAAGAACCUCUCGCGACUCACUGAUCACUUCAUCUGCAUCCUGCGCCACGGCAUCUUCCCCGGCGUGCCUCCGGAGGUGAUCUGGCUGAUCUCCUGCGGUACGCAGCGACGUCACUAUCAUCCCAAGGAGACCCUGGUGGAGGAGGACGAUCUCGGGGAGGAGGCAGAUUGGCUCAUCGCCAUCAACAGUGGCAAGGUGGACGUGGAGAAGCUCGCCUACAACGGGGAGGAGGCCGUGCCUCAGCACAUCGGCAGCCUCACCGAGGGCGCGGUGCUGGGUGACGUCUGUUUCAUCCACGGGGGCGUGCCGCGGGGAGCCACGGUGCGAGCCCACACGGAGGUAGAUGCCAUUGCGAUCCCACCCAGCGUGAUUCUGCAGGCCUUGGCGCUCUUCCCAGGAAUCACUGGCAGCUUCAUGGGCCGCUUGAGGGAGAUCGUAAUGCAGCUGCAGGGCAGUCUGCCGCGGCCGGCGCAGGCCCUGAAGGGCAUGCAGAUCUUCGCCUCCUGCGACCUGGCCUUUCUGCGGGCUGUGGCCAGCGUCUCGGAGCGCAAGGUGUUUUUCGCAGGCGACGCCUGCCGCGAGGAGGGAGUGAUGGAUGAUACGCUCCGAGUGAUAGAGUUUGGCAGAUGCCGCGUGGAGCGCCGAGUCAAGGGAAGCGGGGUGCAGCACUGCGGCUUCUGCGAUGUGGGUACCGUGUUGGGUGAGCGCAGGUUCUUCAACAUGCCCUCCAAGUGGCCGGACGCCAGCUUUCGCAUCGCCACGCCUCUGGCGCUGCUGCUCUUCAUCCCCAGGCAGUCCUUCAACGGGGUCCUGGAGAACUACCCCUCCGAGCAGCAGAGGUUUCGGCUGGUGAAGGAGAUGACGAAGACGGACCGGGGCAACGCCAAGCGGGAGCACGACGCCGCCAGCCUCUCCAUCCUGCAGGGCUGCGGGCCUGGCUUCCUGCAGGCCAUCGCAGGCUGCAUACGAACGGUGACGUACAAGAUCGGGCAGACCAUCACCGUCCAGGGAGCAGUGGACUCUGGAUCAAUGUACAUCAUCAAGGGCGGCUCAGCGGAAGUCUUCGUGAAUCACCGCUUCGUGAAGGAGGUGCACUCGGGGGACAGCUUUGGUGAGCUCACCAUCCUGGGCUUUGUGAAGCGCCGCUCCGCGGUGGUUCGCGCCAAGGAGAUUUGCAUCGUGCUGGAGAUGCCUCGCGCCGCCUUCAUUGCCGCCUUAGAGGAUCACCCGGAGGAGCAGGAGCACUUCCAGAAGAUUGGGCGCCAGCACGGGGUGGUGGUCUCCAGUACCCAGUGGCCGCUCUUCGAGGGUGCGUCACAGAAGCUGCUAUCUCUGAUCAACCUCUAUGCAAGGAAGCACAUCACGGCCAAAGGGCAUUGGUCCACCUUCAACGGGGAGCAGCUGCCGGAGCAAGCUGCGAUCCUGGUGUUGCGCGGCGAGAUCCGCAUGGUGACCCAAGACAAGGAGCUGGUCUUUACGGAGGGCACGUGCUUCAACGAGCAGCUGCUCUUCGGGCUGCCGCCUCUGGAGGGGCGGCUGCACCCCCAGGGCAACUGCGAGGUGCAGAUCAUGACCGCAGAGAUCUUCGACCGCGUGGUGGCGGAAUGCCCCAAUGAGAGGGACUUCAUUAUGCAGCGCAUUGUCAACGAGAUCGCCCGGAAAGCUGAGCAAAGUAUGGGAUUCCAGCGAGGUGAUCCCGGUGGGGCCCUGGUGCUCUCCACCGUGAUCCAAGUUGCCGCCGACGAUUUUGCCGACAACCUGCGGAAGCGCAUCGAUGCGCGCAUCUACGAGCCCGGACAGGUGGUCACAGAAGCCGGCGAAGACGGUGACUGCAUGUAUGUCCUGGUGGAGGGGGAGGCGGAGAACGAGGGGGACGGGCUCUGCCACGGCAAGCCCCUGCCCCUCAAGGCAGGCAGCGUCUUCGGAGAAUCAGUCUUGCUCGGUGUUGCGCGUACCUAUCCCAACCGCACCAGGGCAACGAGUCGUUGUAUCGCCUUGGCCCUCACACAGCAAGUCUUCCAGGAGGUGCUGGAGGAGUUCCCCUCGCACGUGGAGCUGUACAACCACAUGGCCCUGCAAGGCGCGCCUGAUGCAGGCAGCUCCCUGGAGCUGAAUGCUCAGCUGGGCAAGAGCCGGGCCUUCUCCAACGUGAGCAAGGACUUCCUCACCGUGGUCUGCGAGCGCGCGGACGAGGUCUACUUCGGCCCGGGGGACGACAUCUUCCGCCGGGGCGAGGCCUGCAAGCUCGGGGACGCGCUGAUGUACAUCCUCUUGCAAGGUGCGGCAAUUGUGGAAGGAGAAUACGGCGAUGAGCUUGGAAGGUUGAACCCUGGGGAUGUGGUGGGGGAGGGCGGUGCUCUUGGCAUCGCCCCCAUCCGCGGCGCCACCGUUCGGGCCUGGCGCGACACCUUGGUUCGGGCGGUGCGGCUGCAUGGUAGCUCCGUGCAGAGGGCGGUCACUGCCUUCCCUGACGAGUACGAGUCCUUGCAGGCUAUUUUCCAGAAGCGCGCUUCUGCAAACAAGGAGGUGGAGCGUGUUCGGCAGAAGUGGCUGCAAGAGCAGGUCAUUCCUGCUCUCAAUGAUUGCCGGAUUUUCACCGGAUUUCCGGAGCCCAUCAUCCGGAAGAUCGCGGAGCACUUGCUUCAGGCCACCUAUACCAGCGGCCAGCUGGUGUGCUGCGCGGGGAACGGGGCCGACUCCAUGAUCAUUUUCCUGAAGGGUGCGGCUGAUGUACAUACAAAGUCAGGAGACCUCAUCGGCAACCUGACGGACGGCGCGGUCAUCGGCGAGGUGGCCGUGUUGGGACUCUUCCCCUGGCGCACUGCCACGAUCCGUGCAACUGCCAAUACCGACGCAGUUUUGAUCACCGCCAACCUCAUCUCGCGGAUCCUUCAGGGCGACGAUGCGGUGGAGGCUCGGAAGCGCUUUGAGCAGAUGCAGGAGGAGCGGCGGACCCAGGUGGAAGGUGGAAUGCCGUUGUGUGCCCUGCCGUUCAAUGUUGCUGUGAAGGACGUGGUGUCCCGGGCCGUGGCGCUGCACGCGGUGCGCUUCACCUUCGGCAUGGGCGAGACCUUCACGCCGAAAUCCAAGUCGCAAGGGCCUCACUACUGGAUUCUGGUGCAAGGCAGCAUGAACCUGAUGAUGGGGCACCGGCACAUCAUGCUCUUCACCCCGGGGGGGACGGAGCUGCUGCCGGAGCACAUUGCCCAGGACUACGGCGCCUCCAUGCACGCGGCCACCCCCUGUGAGGUUUACCGGGUGGGUUUCUAUGACGUGCUCCUUGCCACCUCCGUGGUGCGAGCGAAGUGGUACAAACACUUCGAAAAGCUCAUCGAAGAAGUGGAGGCCAAAGUUCGCCUGAAGCUGCAGGGCGCUCGCUCCAUUAGUCUCAUGAAGAUGCGGAAGAGCAGAACAGAGACCAACCUCUUCCAAGCGGGUGACGAAGUUGGAGGAUCCUGGCCUUUGCAGAAGGCUGGGCAGCAGAUGGUGGCCCCUGGCAGCUGGCAGGUGGCCAAGCUGCCCAAGUGCACUUCGCAGCCGCGCCUGGCGGGCGACAAGCUGCUGAAGCUGCGCGAGGACUUUGGCUCGAGAGGCCCCAAAGGCAAGGCGCGGCUCCCGUCCAUCUCUGCGAGUGGCAGGCAAAGAAGAGGCUGAGAGGACCGUCGCCGAAGCCUGACUCGAGCAUGGCGCGGCAUGCGUGUGAC
Effrenium voratum is the source of this 5045-nucleotide messenger RNA. The record is from the annotation of a GenBank genome assembly. Lineage: Eukaryota; Dinophyceae; Suessiales; Symbiodiniaceae.